Molecule: messenger RNA, 804 nt
Organism: Neogale vison (American mink)
Lineage: Eukaryota; Metazoa; Chordata; Mammalia; Carnivora; Mustelidae
Product: translation initiation factor IF-2-like
Exons: 1
Coding region: 1-804 (267 amino acids)
Source: RefSeq, a predicted model, not a curated record
AUGCCCCUGACGUGCUCAGACUCUCGGACUCACCGUGUGGGUUUGGUCCCCGGCCGCGGGGACGCGUGGGCAGGCGGGACUCUGCCGCCGCCGGAUUUGGGGUCCGAAAUCCCGAGCAAAGCUGCGCGUGUGUCCAGCGCACGUCCAGCCUUCCCCGGCCCUAGCGCCGCCCGCGUGCGGUCCGGGGCCCCCAGCCCAGCCGCCUCGGCAGCCGGUGCGCCCUGCCGGCCCCCAGCACCCACCCCCUCCUUGCCUCUGGGGUACUGGCAGGUGCUCCUACGGGAGCACAGUGCCCUGUGCUCACGGACCCCCGUCCCACCGCCCGACGAAGUGGGCAGUCCAGUGUCCUGUCCGCCGGGCCCCAGCAGACCGGGUGGGGGUUCCUCGGCGCGGUCUGGGGACGGCCCGAGCAGAAGGCGCAAAAAGCACCCGCCCCGGCGCCCGCAGACCCCCGCGGGACCAGAGCCCUCCCCGGAUCAGGCGCGGGCACCCGCCGCUGGGGUCGGAGCCCCGUUCCCACCCGAAGCCGGGAAACCCAAGCAGGCGCUGCAAGAGCCUCACAGCAGCGGCGGGGCGCGGGGCGUCGGACGCGCGCCCCGCCCCAGCCCUGCAGCCCCGCCUACAGCCCCUCCGGACCGCCCCCUCCCGCAGCGCCUCCGCUGCGCGUGCGCCUGUUGCCGGCGCUCCACAGCCGCAGUGCCGCCGCUUCCGCCAAGUCUGGGGCUGCCUCUUGCGGCGCCUGCGCACCGACCGUCACGUGACGGCGGAACUAAUCUGGCGACGCGUGCGCUUAGGCGCCUUUAG